Molecule: messenger RNA, 1056 nt
Organism: Danio aesculapii
Lineage: Eukaryota; Metazoa; Chordata; Actinopteri; Cypriniformes; Danionidae
Product: trace amine-associated receptor 13c-like
Exons: 1
Coding region: 1-1056 (351 amino acids)
Biological process (GO): G protein-coupled receptor signaling pathway
Cellular component (GO): membrane
Molecular function (GO): trace-amine receptor activity
Source: RefSeq, a predicted model, not a curated record
AUGAAAGGACAGAAAGGAGAGCAGAACAAACUCCUAACAGGGCAAGACUCAGUCAUGGCCUAUGAGACAGAGGAUCAGGAGACUCAAUACUGCUUUCCUGACAUCAACUCAUCAUGUGUCAAGGAACAACGCUUAAGACAUGGAUUUAAUAUCACAUAUUUUUUUGUGUCACUGUUGUCAGCAUGGACUGUGUUUCUGAACCUGCUGGUGAUCAUCUCCAUCUCUCACUUCAAGAAGCUUCACACUCCAACCAACAUGAUUAUUCUCUCUCUGGCUGUAACUGAUCUGCUUAUUGGAUUUGUCAUGCCUGUAGAGGCCAUCAGACUGACUGACAAGUGUUGGUACUUUGGAGACACUUUCUGUGGACUCUAUUUAUUAUUCGUGUCAUUACUUCUCUCAACAUCUCUUGGUAAUUUAGUUUUAAUUGCUGUUGAUCGUUAUAUGGCUGUGUGUCACCCUUUACUGUACCCACAGAAAAUAACCGUCACUAACAUGUUAAUGAGUAUCUGUCUGAACUGGGCUUGCAUAUCAGCUUAUAACACUAGCCUUAUAGUUAAUAAUGGACAUUUUGGCACUUCACACGGAAUAGAUGUGUGUCAUGGAGAGUGUUUAUUCAUGUUAAGUUUUAGUUGGACAGUCACUGAUCUGUGCAUUUCUUUAAUUUUUCCUUGCACCAUGAUCAUAAUGUUAUAUUUGAGGAUCUUCUAUGUAGUUCAUCAGCAAGUGAAGGAUAUAAACUCUCUGAUGAAGGGUGGUAAAUGUGUAAGUGAGGGUUCAGUGAAGAAGAAAUCUGAGAUUAAAGCUGCUCUGACUUUAGGAAUUAUGGUAUCAGUUUAUAUGCUUUGCUAUAUCCCAUACUAUAUUUGUUCUCUAACUGUAAUCUCUUCCACAACUCUAAAUGUUUUAAUAUGGACUUUGCAUGCUAACUCAGGUCUGAAUCCUCUGGUUUAUGCUUUAUUUUAUCGCUGGUUUAAAAAAACGGCUAAACUCAUUUUAACUCUGAAAAUAUUUUUGCCGGCAUCUUCUCUGAUCAAUAUUUUUUCACGUAAUGAAUGA